UUUUUUUUUUUUUUGGGGGGGGGGGGAGGUAGGGUGAGGUGAGAAGAAGGGCACUUGAUUGAUCUCCAAAGCUUUCAGGAAACGAAUUCAUGUUUACAGAAGGACUACACUAUUUUGGGUUCCUGCCUCCUCCAAAACUUGAAAAUCAAACCAGUUAAGCCCAAACCCUAACAAAAAAAAAAGUUACCCUUAAAGAAAAAUUAUGUUUAAAAUACCAAAACUGAUUUUUAAAAAUGUUGUGAAGUCGAAUUCCUCAGGUGGAUUUUGAAGAUAUUACCUAAAUGGCUUGUAAUUAGUAUAACAAAUGGAUAUUGACAAAGGAACUGUACUUGAAGAUGUUUGUUCUCUAAAAGUUUAAAAUGCCUUUUUUGAAAUCCUAUGCAUUCUUAGCAAAUUUUUUACAUAAAGUUGCAAAGGGAAACUUUUUAAGACAAUCCCUGUGCACAGUAUCGCAAACUGUUAAUUGUCAAAAUUAAUCAAGUUUUACUUAGAAUUUGAGUUAGGCAUUUUAAAAAUUCUUCUCCCCAGCUGUCAAAUUAAUUUUUCAAAAGGGCAGGUCUGACCAUGUCACUUCCCAUUGUCCCUUUUUCAAUAAACUCCAGUGGCAAGAUCAAAUAUAAAAUCCGCCUUUUGUCAUUGAAAGCUUUUUACAAUUGGCCCCCUCCUACCUUUCCAGUCUUAAACUUUAUUCUGUGUCCUAUGUUCUAGUGACACUGACCUGGCUGUUCCUCAAACUAGACAUUUCAGUGUUUGACUGCCCUUUCUUUGAAUCUCCCUGUUUCAAGAAAUGCCCUUCCUUUUUAAAUCUACCUCUUGCCUUACAGUCUCAGCUAAAACUCCUUAUUUUGCAAGAAGCCCUUUUUAAAUUUUUGAUGGUGUUCUCUUCCCUGUGAAAUUAUUUUCAAUUUGUAUAUUCUCUUGUUUGUACAUAGACAUUUGCUUGUUUUCCUCAUCAGUCUAUAACCAGGAGGGAGGUUUUUUGGUUGAUUUUUGACCUUUGUAAACUCAGUGCAUAGCAGUCUUGACUUUUGGGCAAUUUAUAAAUAUUGACUUGACUAUGAAAUACAAAGAAUUGGACAAUGACUUUUGUAGAGUAAAACUUUUGUAGGAAAUAUGUCUAUACCCUAAAUCUUUGCUAGUAGUCUCACUUUGGGAGCUAAUAGACCCUAUAAUUUUAAGUCAGUAAAUUUUAUUUAUAUUAAGGUGAAAUGUAAACCAUCUCAUCCUAUUGUAGUUGUAAUAUGUUAAUUAGAUGAGGACAAAUUUUAAUCAGUCAAUCAAUUAAAAGACCUUAAAUUUAAAAUGAAGCAUUUUUGAAAACCUCUGAAUGAAGUGAAAUGAUGCCAGAUAGGAAGGAAGUCUGUUUAAAUAAUCAGAGGAAACUUAUGCACGUCCAGAGAUCAUCUAUAAAUUAUCAAGCACAUGGAAAGGGGAUUGAAUUUUAGAAAUUGGAUCCUGUGGCUUUUUAGUAUCUCCCUGAAGAAUUGCAUGGAAGGAGGAAGAGGCCUAAGUCCCAGGAGCCCAAAACCCUCUCCACAGAUGGGGGCAUUCCACCUUAGGAGGUUUUGGAGAACAUUGUCCAAAACUACUUCUUCUGAUUAACAGCCAUGGACAAAUGGAAGGUAGAUCUCUAUUCUUAAGGGAAACUUGCUGAACAUUUUACAGAGAGAAGAAAAGGACUAUAAGUAAGUAUGUUAACUACUUUGAGGUAUAUGCUAAGUUUGAGGCCACUUUUUCCUGGACUCUACUUGUAAGAAUGUGCCACACAAUUAAAUCACCUGUACUGUUAUCUCAUUUUGGAAAAUAUCCCUUUCUAAAAAAGGAUUAAAACAAAACAACUAUAUGGCCUGGCUAACUAAAUGAUUUUCAGCUGAUAAUCUUGGUGGGAAACACAUAUUGCUGGGUCUUUAGAACUAUUUGGGGAGACAUAGCUAAGCUCUGACAAUUUGACUUGUCAGUAGGAAUAAGAAUUUGGAUAACCAUCAUUGGAGCUUUCAUGGAUGAGUCUUAGUGACCAUAUUAGACAUAAUAGAAGAGAAAAACGGUAUUUGCGUGGUCUGUUAGAGAAGCAUUUAUACUUUUUUUUUAAAAGAUGUAAUAUUGAAUUACCUAUUAUAUAUAUUGUAAAAUGCAAAAUUACAAUAAACAUUAAUCAUAUGUAUGAUCUUGUCAUUUUCCUCUUGCCUACAGCUAUAAAUACAUGUAGAGUGAGUAUUCAAGUGUUCUUUAUUACAUUUAUUUCACUCUUUGAAAUUUAAAGUGUAGCGAAUAGAUGGCUAAGAAAUAAUUUUUGUGAGCUGGUAACCUUUUUAGUUCUUUUCAGGUAUGCUACAUUUUUUCAUAUUUCUCUAGCUAAAAUGUAUUAAAUUUUGAACUUUCCCUGCACUCUCCCAUUCAUAUGUGUAGUUAAAAUAAUAAAAUAUAGUUUGUUUUUGUAAAAAAUUGAUGUUAACAAAAAUAUCAAGAAUAUAUUAGCUUAUUGUUUAAACUAUGUAAAUGUCUUAUAUUUUCUAAUAUAGUUUUUCAAAACAAUUCCCCGGCUAUUAGAGAUAAACCUCUUAAUGAGUAUUACAGAAUCUAAGUGCAAGAAGGAACAAGUUCAAAUGACAUCUUAAUAAACUAUUUCUCUAGAUUUUUGUUGUAGAAGAAUCACUUCAAAAUCAAUACACUAUUCCAAGUUAAAUUUCUAGUCUGCAACAUAUGAAAAUCAUGGAAUUCUAGAAGCAUUUGUACUGGUUUUCUUUACACUACCAUCAUCUCAUCUAAUCCUUCAUUUUCUAAUGGGGAAAAUUUAACAUUAGAAAAAUUAAAUCUUACAAUAUCAGAUACUAUGGAGUGGGAAUCAAAAAAGAUUCUCUGAUUUCUAGUUCAACUAAUCUUCUGUUACAUUUGUUGUUUCCCAGUAAUAUUGCUGAUGUUCCACUUGGGUGAAGUAUCAAGUGAAAAGUACUUUGAAAAAUAAAAUAGAUGCAAUUAACUGCUUCUACUUAUUUAUUACUUAUUCAUUUCUCCUCUAGUUUUUCCUGUCUCCCCCAUUAGAAUGUGAGCUACUCGAGGGCAGGAAUUACUUGCUUCUCUUUGUGUCCUCAAUGUUUAGCACCUGGCGCCUGGCACAAAAUGACGUUAUGGUUGAUUCAGACGUUCAAAGAGUUCAAGUAAAGGAGAAUAUUAAAUUCACACCUUCAUUAUCUGAACAGCGGCAUAAGUUUGUUUUAGAUUUUGUGCGGAAACACAAACCCCAAAAGGUUGCUGAUUUGGGAUGUGCUAAUUGUAAGCUAUUAUGGAGGCUAAAAUAUCACGAAUCCAUUGAGGUGCUUGCUGGAUUGGAUAUUGAUGAGAACAUAUUAACACGUAACAUUUAUAGGUUACAUACAGGUGCUGGAGACUAUCUAGACCCCAGGGAAAGACCUUUAACUAUUACCUUAUAUCAUGGCUCUGUGGUGGAAAAAGAUCCUUGCCUCCUUGGAUUUGAUUUGAUAACAUGCAUAGAAUUAAUAGAACAUCUAGAAGCCAAAGAAUUGGCCCAGUUCCCAGAAGUAUUAUUUGGAUUCUUCUCUCCAACCACAGUUAUUAUCAGCACACCGAAUUUCGAAUUUAAUCCCUUGUUUUCAGGAAAGACACUAUUCCGACAUCCAGAUCAUAAGUUUGAAUGGGACAGAACACAAUUUCAGAGCUGGGCUUCAGAUGCAGCAAGAAAUUAUGGUUAUUCAGUGGAAUUUACUGGAUUAGGGGAACCACCACCUGGAGCUGAGGCUGUUGGAUUCUGUACUCAGAUAGGGAUCUUUAUGAAAAAUAAACCAAACACACAAUCUCUACACAAUGAAAAAACUAUAGAAUGCACUCACACAACAGUUGGUACAGUAAUAUAUCCGAGCUUGAAGGAAGAAAAAUACCUUCGAAAGGCAGUAUCCAAUGAAGUUUUUUCUCAAAUCUUAAAAAUGAAGAGAGUUCUAUUAGAGAGUCUCAAGAUGAAGAAUGACAGUGACAGUGGUGAUGAGCUUGAAUUUGUCAAGCCUAAAUAUAAUGAAUCCAAAAACGACCCCUUUGAGGAGACCCCCAAGCCGUUCUGUAUUGAAAAUGUACUCUAUGUACCUCUGGAAAGGCUUUUCUCUUUCCCCAAAAUAAAACACCUAUGUGGUGACCUUGAGACGUUAAAAAUGCUAAUUGCUGAUGAAGUAACACUAAGCAGUGAUGGUUCUUCUGUCAUGAUUAACAUUGUCGAUGAAGAGGACUGUGAUUUGAGUGACAAUGAUGGGGAUGACUUAUGAUUUGGAUGACAAUGAGGAGCAUAAUUGUGGCUCUAAUAGGACAUGUGUAUAAUGGGGAUGACCAUGAAGAUCAUUGCUAAGUCAUUGUUGUUGUUUUCACAAAUUCAGGGAAUUAAACUUCUUAAUGGGC
This is a messenger RNA of Antechinus flavipes (yellow-footed antechinus), 4398 nucleotides long. It is a transcript of the gene HENMT1, whose product is annotated as HEN methyltransferase 1. Gene Ontology annotation, cellular component: nucleus; cytoplasm. The record is from RefSeq and is a predicted model, not a curated record. The transcript is spliced from 7 exons. The coding region runs from base 3090 to 4268 and encodes 392 amino acids. Gene Ontology annotation, molecular function: RNA methyltransferase activity; O-methyltransferase activity. Lineage: Eukaryota; Metazoa; Chordata; Mammalia; Dasyuromorphia; Dasyuridae. Gene Ontology annotation, biological process: piRNA processing; RNA methylation; siRNA processing.